AUGGAGACCUUCCAAUACACUCCAUUGGAUUAUGGAGAUUGCUCCUUUCGCCUUAUCCAACUUUUUCACGGAAAGGAUGAGUCCAUACAGUGUACGCUGUUCGACGCUUGGCUCUAUCACACGGACAGUACCAUGGAAUACGAGGCUCUAUCGUAUACAUGGGGAAACCCAGAUAAGGCGUUCGAGAUUGUGAUGAAUGGCACGAGGAUGCCAGUCACGAAAAACCUGUUCCUAGCAUUGCGGUAUCUACGUCACCCAAGCCAAGACCGCAUUUUAUGGAUUGACGCGAUUUGUAUCAACCAGGAAGACAACAAAGAGCGGGGCCAUCAAGUACAACAAAUGGCAUCUAUAUACAAACGAGCAGAACGAGUUGUUAUCUGGUUGGGUCAAGCUACAUCCGAGACAGAUCUAAUCUUUCGUUGCAUGCAUCAGUUAGAGGAAGAUGUUUCGCGAUGCACGCACAAGGACUGGGAAGUGUUCGAUGAGCGAUGGCGAUGGCAAACCCUUUGGUCGACUACGCAACAGUGGCGACUACAUGAGGGUCUAAAGACUCUCUUAGAUCAUCCUUGGUUUAAAAGAGUGUGGAUAAUACAAGAAGUUGCCCUAGCUCGGUCAGCUAUUAUCGUCUGUGGUGCUGAAUCAGUCUCAACGGGUAUAUUUGCAGUCGUUCCAUCUUUGAUGGGGAUGACACCUGAUCCCCACUGUCAAGCAAUUCUGGCAAUAAUGCCUGGUCCUACAAGGGAACGUUCUUGGAGCUUCCAAGACCUACGUACACUACUACUUGCAUUCAAAGAAAGCAAGUCAACCGAACCAAGGGAUGCCAUAUAUGCUUUGCUUGGCCUAUCAGAUGCACACGAUAGCGACUUUCUUGUACCAAAUUACGAUAAAUCCAUGGUCGAGGUCAUUCAAGAUACUGUCGCAUUCAUU
Molecule: messenger RNA, 927 nt
Organism: Dothidotthia symphoricarpi CBS 119687
Lineage: Eukaryota; Fungi; Ascomycota; Dothideomycetes; Pleosporales; Dothidotthiaceae
Product: HET-domain-containing protein
Exons: 1
Source: RefSeq, a predicted model, not a curated record